This is a messenger RNA of Paraglomus occultum, 1494 nucleotides long. Lineage: Eukaryota; Fungi; Glomeromycota; Glomeromycetes; Paraglomerales; Paraglomeraceae. The record is from the annotation of a GenBank genome assembly.
AUGGCAGAUUAUUUAUUUACCGUCUUUUCAUUAGUUGCCGUUCUCUUUUCUGUAGUUCCAGGAAUAUUUCAUAUACAGACCCGCAAUUGGGGAGCAAUAUUCAUGACAUUCUGGGUGGCAUACACUAAUCUCAUAGAUUUCAUCAAUUCUCUCGUCUGGUCGGGCGAUGACCUUCUUGACGUGGCUCCAGUAUACUGUCUUAUCACAACUCCGAUUUAUCAAGCUUCAAGUUAUGGUGCGCUUGCUUCGGUUGCGUGUAUGAUACAUGCUCUCUACACAUACGUCUCAUCCACCAUCAUCAUUACCGAGAGAGUACGCAGAAGACGGGCACUUAUCGACUUUAUCGUCUGCAUUAUCGUUCCAACUGUGUUGGCCGCUUGCUAUUAUAUUGUUCAGGAUCACAAAUAUGGUCUUAGACCUGUAUUAGGUUGUUUCUCACCAUACACGUAUACCUUACUAACUGUGUUCAUUGUUCACAUAUGGCCCGUGAUAUUUGCCUUAGUGGGAAGUGUUUAUGCAGUCCUCACUGCCUAUGCUAUCGUCAAGAAACGUCUCGAGAUACAAAGACUUUUGACUUUCAAAGAAUCGGGUCUAAACCAAGCCAAAUUCUAUCGUCUAGUGUUUUUCUGCGUCUCUUUCCUCAUUGUUGCCCUUCCCGGUAGCCUUCUUCAACUCAAAGAGGCCUUCUUAUUCAAGUUUUACCCUUAUUCCUGGAAAUUCGUACACCAAGAUUGGAACCAAGUGAGCGUUUAUGACCAAGGAGUAAAACUCGUUGACUAUUUCAAACCCCUUACGGGUAUCAUGCUCUUCAUAUUUUUCGGCACUGGGCAGGAUGCACUGGCUAAAUAUAGAGCAUGGGGAAGAAUGAUCAAGUUGGACAUUGUAUUUCCAUUUUGCUUCAGGGAAUCCGAGACAGAAUCUCGAUUCACAUAUACUGUCAAAAGCUCUACAACUGAGAAAUCGCAGCCCACCAACAAAAUAUCUCAGUCUUCCCUUAAUUCGUCAAAGGUAUUAUUAUCAGCAUCAACAGAGACCAGCUCGUCCUAUUCAUUCAAUUCACCAAAAGGAACGCAAGAAAAGAAGAAGAAAGGCCUCACAAACUUUCUGUUCCUUGGUGGACAUCGUACUCCCUCUGAGCAAGCCGCUGUUGAUAUGACAUCUGGCAUUCGCAUUCGUAUCGACGGACUUGAUACUCGUACUGUUAUCGAUGAUUCGAUUGCAGAAGAGAAGGAACCUGAUAUGUAUGAGAAGAAAAGAAAGUCAGAGUUUUACCAACCCCCACGUAUCCUGGUGACUACUACUACCGAAACUACAACAGGUUCUAUCGAAGAGACGGGAGACGUUGGAGAUGUGAGAGACAGCGUUAUUCAACACGUAGAGGAUUUGUUGAGCGUAUACCCAACUGUUAAUGUGAUUCCACCCAACGAGUCAGAUAUUGCCGAUUAUCACACGAUAGACGAUAACGAGUCUUCGGAGACUGGAUUCGCCCUGUGA